AUGCUCUCGUACGAGUGCCCAAAUGCACGUGACGGUUGUCAGAUGGCAUUUGCUGACUACGCGCUUCCUGUGUGGCAGAUUGUACCAUUCGUGCUGGAGGGGGAAGUUGCGGUCAUUUGUAGUUGCACGAUUGUCGCCUUUCUGGACUGGCACGAGACUUUCGUGCGGGCUGCGGAGCACACGGAUGAGAGUCUGAGUGCAUUCGACACUGCCACUCGCAGGAUGGUGCAGUUGGUGGAAAGCACCUUUCCACGCGAGCACUCUGGGUGGAACCUUGUGAAGGUGCACCUGCUGCUUCACCUUACUGAGGCGAUUCGAAGGGGGGGCCUGCCACGAGAGUACUCCGCGGCGGUGUACGAGAACGCACACAUCCGCACCUGCAAGAGGCCGUACCGACGGUCCAACCUUCGGGACGUGGGGCGUGUGAUUGCGCAGCACAACACCAACGCUGCUCUACUGACCCGUAUCCCAACCAACCUCGAGGGCAACCGCCAGUACAACACCGCGAUGCGCCGGGCAAUCGCCAGUGGGCUGCCCCAGCUGUGCCGCCAGCGAUCCAGGAUGCACAGCGCGAUCACGGACAGGGAGCAGGCUCCCCUGGACCUGUACGCGACGUACGAUGCUGCAAUCCCGGGAGGCAUUGGGCCAUACGCCUACUUGACGCGCCUCUUUGGCUACGUCUCUUUUCCGGCGUGGGUCCACACGGCGCUGGCUCUACCAGCCCGCGGGACGGACCACGGCCUGAUCAGGCCACACUAUGUCCGCGCCAACCCCUCUCACCACGGUGCUGCCACAUUCUCGUUCAUUGAGUACGAGGAUGGGACUGGGGAGACCGUGGUCGGCCGCGUGCACCUGCUCCUGACGCUGAUGAUGAACAGCGAGGAUGCACACCCCGCGGGAGAGGCCGUGGCCUUCGUGAGGCAGUGGUACCCCUCCCUGGAGGACGAGUGCACUGGCUGCAUGAGGAUGCGGCCAUCUGAUGACGAGCUGAGCUACGACCUUGUGCCGGUCGCCUCCGUGCAGAGGACCGUGCACAUGGUGGAGUCGUUUGUGACGCCUGGCCUCUGGUAUCUUAACAGGUGGGCUGGCCGAUGCCGCGAGGAGUUGCCCUAA
Messenger RNA from Closterium sp. NIES-65, 1113 nucleotides. Lineage: Eukaryota; Viridiplantae; Streptophyta; Zygnematophyceae; Desmidiales; Closteriaceae. The record is from the annotation of a GenBank genome assembly.